Molecule: messenger RNA, 2147 nt
Organism: Aedes albopictus (Asian tiger mosquito)
Lineage: Eukaryota; Metazoa; Arthropoda; Insecta; Diptera; Culicidae
Product: calcium uptake protein 1 homolog, mitochondrial
Exons: 10
Coding region: 170-1771 (533 amino acids)
Biological process (GO): calcium import into the mitochondrion; mitochondrial calcium ion homeostasis
Cellular component (GO): uniplex complex
Molecular function (GO): calcium ion binding
Source: RefSeq, a predicted model, not a curated record
UUUACAAAUCAUUUUGAACAUUCUUUCCAGUGUGCUUUCUAAAACGAAACGUCAAAAGUGAGCAAUGUUUUGAUUCGUCGUAGAAAAAAAAAUCGUGUGAUUUUGCUGCGUGAAAAAGGAUUUCAAUCGAUUUUUCACUUGGACGGAGGAAAGGCGUCACCUCUCCGGGAUGUCCUUGAUGAGAUUGUGCGGCUCGGUCGGAGCCCAGUGGAUGUUGCUGAAGCCCACCGCAUCGGGGCUUUCCACCAGCAAGACCAUCGUCGUCGCCAGUAGGAAUCUUUUCUCCGGACCCGGAUCGGGAACGUUACGGAUCGCGGGUAGUAAUGCGCCGGUUCUGAUAGUACGGCACCCCGGGACGAACCAGUACGACCGACGUCGCGACGGAAACGGGUGGAGAAGAGGCUACAAAAAUUUUGGCCACAAGCCAGAAGGCGAACCAUUAGCAACGAAACUUUUCUGUGCCUUCCUGGGUGCGAUGGUUGUUGGAGUCUGUGUCGAUUGGAAGAAACUGGGAAAAGCCCUCGGAUUUCCGAAAGUUGAUGCCGAUGCCGGGAUGAAUGCGGAAAUGAGCGAUUCAAAGGCAGAGCAGUUGGAAAGCGGGGAAGAUUCCGACGGAGACGACGAGGACGAACAGGGGAAAAAGAAGCCCCGUAAGGAAAAGAUUGGUUUCCGGGAUCGCAAGAUCAUCGAGUACGAAAACCGCAUCCGUCAGUACUCGACGCCGGACAAGGUGUUUCGAUACUUUGCCACCAUCCAGGCGCCCCAAGGGGACACCGUCGAGGUGUUCAUGACUCCGAUCGACUUUCUCACAAGCAUGACGCCGGGAAUGAAGCAACCCGAUGGUCUCGGAUUGGAUCAGUACAAGCGAUACGACGCAAGGAGUGUUUCGACCCGACUCGAUUUACACCUGGACAGUGACAGCAUUUUCUACAAGCUGGGAGCGUACGGACUGAUUUCCUUUUCCGACUACAUCUUCCUGUUGACGGUGCUAUCAACCUCUCGCCGCCAUUUCGAAAUUGCCUUCCGAAUGUUUGACCUCAACGGUGAUGGAGACGUCGACAGUGAGGAGUUCGAGAAGGUUGCCAACCUGAUUCGCCAGCAGACGAGCAUCGGCAAUCGCCACCGAGAUCAUGCCAAUACAGGAAAUACUUUUAAGGGUGUAAAUUCGGCGCUUACGACUUACUUUUUCGGGCCCAAAAAUGACGAAAAGUUAACCAUUGAAAAGUUUUUGGACUUCCAACAGCAGCUUCAGCGGGAAAUCCUAACGCUGGAGUUCAUGCGUAAGAACCCGGACGAAAACGGUAACAUAAGUGAGGCGGACUUCGCCGAACUGAUGCUUGCUUACGCUGGCUAUCCGCAGAAAAAGAAAAUCAAGAAGAUCAAGCGCGUCAAGAAAAGGUUCCGUGACCAUGGUGCUGGUGUGUCAAAGGAAGAUUAUCUCAAUUUCUUCCACUUUUUGAACAACAUUAACGACGUCGAUACUGCUCUAACGUUCUACCACAUAGCCGGUGCGUCCAUUGAUCAGGCCACCCUCAAACACGUGGCCAGGACGGUAGCAAUGGUAGAGUUGACCGAUCACGUCAUUGACGUUGUGUUUACCAUUUUCGACGAGAACAUGGACGGUCAGUUGAGCAACCGGGAAUUUGUAGCAGUGAUGAAGAAUCGGUUACUUCGUGGCCUGGAAAAACCGAAAGAUACCGGGUUUGUCAAGUUGAUGCACUCGAUUCUCAAAUGUGCCAAAGAUACCAAACCCGUAUUGCUGGAUUUGUAAGUAUGACCAACCGAUGCGGUGUAGGGAAUGCUUCUGUGUACACGUGCGCAAGGGUGACGGAUAGCGUCUCUAAUCGUGGCUGGCGGAAGUGUAAGCUGUUAGCACAAAAUCUGACAUGGAAUGCUCGUUCUCGUAUUUCAACAAUGGAAAAGAAAAUCGCAACCUAAGCUUUCGUAAAUAAGCUAAUGUUAUAGACGAUCUUUUUGCCUUCUAAUAGAAAUCUUAAAAUUUAUUGUAUAUUGUAUGUGUCUACAGACAGUUUUGUUUUGUUGCAUUCUUUCCGAAUAGUAUAACUAUCGCUCUCUACAACACUCCUGCCUAAUGUUACCAAUCACUUUUUAUCCUGUAAAUUUGUAUUAAAUGUUUGUUUUCCAUA